Molecule: messenger RNA, 2247 nt
Organism: Fusarium keratoplasticum
Lineage: Eukaryota; Fungi; Ascomycota; Sordariomycetes; Hypocreales; Nectriaceae
Product: HET domain-containing protein
Exons: 1
Coding region: 1-2247 (748 amino acids)
Source: RefSeq, a predicted model, not a curated record
AUGUCAUCCGGACUCCCUUUAAGGCUUCUUUGCCACGACAACGGCAACUUCUUCGUCGUCGACCCUGUUGCUCACCAUGUGACAAGCUUCGACAUCCUCUCCUACACCUGGGGCGCCGAGGUGGAGCCGUACAACUGCCGACUUGGCGGCGUCACCUGGAAUGUCAAGAUAAAUCCCGACAAGCUGGAAGACAUCAAGAGACUGAUGAUGGCGGCUGACAUCAAGUAUGUCUGGGCCGACUGUGUGUGCAUAAAUCAGACAGACGAGAAUGAGAAGGCGAUGGAAAUCCCAAAGAUGUUUGAGUACUACAGGAGCGCCGAGAGAUGUCACCUCCUUCUCGACAUGGAGGAGGAGUGGAUCCCGCAGAAGAUUGUCGACGACCUCAAGUUCAUUGAUCACGUCCUGUAUCACAUGCGCGGUGCGGCACUCGCCUCUGAGGCCGUCGGGCUAACCGACAACCUUAUCAACCGCCUGGAUCAGUGGGCCAACACGGAAUGGAACUUCGAAAUAGGCCAGUCGACCGUGAGGUCUGCCGCAAUCGACAUGGGCGUCCUAAACUGCUACUCAACAUGCAUCAACCGUGUCAUAUCGCUCUUCGACAAUGCGUACUUCUCUCGGGUCUGGACGUUCCAGGAGAUGAUUCUCGGCAAGAACAUAACCAUGUGGGGGAUCAACCCCACGAGUAUCUUCUACAUCGGUCAGCUCCAUACCUGGAUGGACCUGGCCAUCGACUGCACCGACAAGGCGGUCAAGUUGCGCGAUUGGAUAGAGAACGGUCGGUUUCUCAAGACGGCAGCGGUCAGCGCCAUACUGAGGGUCAUUGUGGAGGAUAUUCUGUCCCUCGUCAGCCUGCAGACCCAGGUCACGGGGAUCAACAGCGCAAGAACCGACAUCAUCAAUGGUGGUUCCUACUGGUGGCGAGAGAACUACAAGGGGAUAAGCAACAUCUUCUCCGCCAUAUCCAUCAAGCCACGAAAGUGUGGGCACACUGCCGACAUCUUCAGGGGCCUACUGGGCAUCUUCAGUGGGCUGUUCACCAAAGAUGAGGUGAAUACGCAACUGUCAGGAAGCGACAUCAAAGUCAUCUCGUUCAACUUCUUCAAGAGACUGUCUACUGAGACCGGGUUGGCAUGGACUAGACUUGGUGUAACUAGCAAGGCAAGAGAGGGCGGAUGGAAUUGGAUUCCAGUAGUGGAAAGCGACAACCAGAUCAUGACGACUGACUGCUUCGCCGGGGUCCUCAACCUGGGCAGGCUCAAGAAGGAAGGGCGGGCCAAAGCACCGGCUAUGACAGGUCUCAUCGGAACUCCGCGGAAGUUCAUCAAGAUCCGACUAAGCCAGGGAAAUGGAGAUUUUCAGUUCAUCUUCAAAGGUUGCAACUGUGGCAAGAAGCUCAAGACUGGCGUCUUUUCAAGUGAGCGCAUACCCACUUACGACCAGCCCAGAGACGUGGUCAAGGACGAGACAGGCCGGACCCUGGUGCAAUGCGCCACCAUCCUGGGAGCCAUCAUGGACCCGGGGCGAGGCAAUCUAGUCGAGUAUCGGAGGAGGUUGCUCAGAAAGCUGCAGCCAAUGUGGGAUACCACGGAUCCCAUGGCGAAACCCGUGGGGUGGGAAGACCGGUCUGUCAGCGGCACGUUCUGGGAGAAUCCAAACAUCAUCGGCUUCCGGGCGCAUAAUCUAUCGAUGAACUACAGGAUGGUCUCGAUAACGAAAUGCGGUUCGCGCCUUGCAAAUGGAAGCACGGCGAGCAUCAAAUGCCACGUCAGUGUCAACUGCGGAUGCACCAUAGUUGCCCCAUUCGCCCUCAUCUUCGAAGCUAUAACUGCUGUGGAGCAAAGCUCCCUUGGUGGAACGGCUGUGACAUCGGACGAUGACGGCAGAAUAGUCUUGCAAGAUGGGCUGGGGCUGGUGCAAGUCGGGGACGUCGACAAGGCAUUCGACCUGAUAGCUUUCUCGGGUGAUAUACACGCCCACAGGUUGUAUGCUGCCAGCUGCAGAAAGAAGAAGGAGAACGAGCCUAUUGGUUAUGGGGUGCCUCUGCCCAGUGGCAGGGCUCUCGUGAGAGAGGAGUUUACCCACGACGUUACCGACAUGAUGAGGGAUUAUGGGUACGUGCAUACUAGGGGGUCUGGAAAUUUGCUCUUGUCUAGGAAACAUCUCCUCGAUCCGUACAAGAUCGUUGGCGUCUGCAUCGAUGAGUUUAUCCCGAACAAGAAAGGAGAAGGGCUAGUCACGAUUCAAUAG